AUGACAAGUUUUCGGGGUGCAUAUCUCCCUGGGAAGACAGCUGAUGAGGCGGCGUCACCUUCAAUAUCGCCUUUUUUCGCCAAUUUCGAUGGGGUGAACCUCCCUCUAGUAUUUUUCACCUGUGGUACGGAAGAUUGCAUGCUUGAUGACUCGGUAUAUAUGAGCGUGAAAUGGAUGAUGGCGGGCGGCGAGGCUAUCAUUCGGAUAUACCCUGGCAGCCCUCAUGGGUACAUAAUGUUUUCAGAAGAAGUCCAUGAAAAUGUGUCGACUGCUCUACGGGACUUGGAAAGCUUCGUGAGUGGAAAUCUACGACGCGGGGAGAGAGCUGCCAUGUAG
This is a messenger RNA of Venustampulla echinocandica, 336 nucleotides long. RefSeq lists its product as uncharacterized. The transcript has a single exon. Gene Ontology annotation, molecular function: hydrolase activity. The record is from RefSeq and is a predicted model, not a curated record. Bases 1 to 336 code for a protein of 111 amino acids. Lineage: Eukaryota; Fungi; Ascomycota; Leotiomycetes; Helotiales; Pleuroascaceae.